GAUUUUAUUUGAUGAGUAACUGUCAACAUUACAUCUGUGAACUGUGGGUAAUUUAAUUUAUGAUGAUUUAUUUCAGAUACUACUGUGACUAUUGUGAUACAUACCUCACUCAUGACUCUCCUUCUGUAAGAAAAACACAUUGCAGUGGUCGUAAACAUAAAGAAAAUGUUAGAUUAUAUUACCAAAAAUGGCUAGAAGAACAAGUACAAAAAUUGGUGGAUGACACAACGGCUGCAUUCAAGGCAGGUGUUGCAGGUCAACCCAAGCCUCCAGUGCCAGGUGCGAUGCCUGGCCCACCAGCUGGUGCUAUGCCAGCACCUAUGGGUGGACCCAUGCCAGCUCCUAUGCCAUUGAUGGGCCCUGGUCCUCCAGGUCCUAGACCUAUGAUGAUGCCAGGAGGUAUGAGACCACAAAUGGUGCCAAUGGGUGGCAUGGGUAUGGGUCCACCAAUGGGAAUGCAGUUCAGGGGCGGACCUCCAAUGAUGGGCGGGCCUCCACGUAUGAUGAACAGAUAAUGCUGGCAAAAAUCUUUACUCAUAGUUGUAGGAGUGUGAAUAAUUUUUACAAAUUUUAAAGAGGAUUGUCUUAUGUAAGAAACAUUUUCUUGGGAAAAUUGUGUGUUUUGAGAUAAAAAGUAAUGUCUUUAAAAUCCAUUGGAAACUAUUUACAAGAGAAAAAACAUAGCAUUAACAUCAUUGUUAACAUUAUGUUGUGUAUUUCAAGUUGACAUUUUAUUAUAGGCCACAUUUUGUAUCAUUAAGGUUUCUUCAAAUUGUUUUUACAUUGUUCAUUUCUUGUACGAUUCCUUUAAAAGGCUUGACUGAAAAAGUUCAUCUUGUCAUGGAAACUUAUGUGUCUGUUUUUUACAACUUUUCUUAUUUACCCAUUCUCACAUGACAUUUGAAUUCAUUGUUUUUGUAAGUCACUCUUGGGCAGAUUACCAUAAUACAGGUCAUAAAAUGAGACUCAUUUGUGUGUGUACAGUUCAGCAAAUCAUUGUUUAAAAUUCAUGUAGAUCUGAGUGAUGCAAGAUUCUUUAAACGCCAUAGUUUGUUUUUAAAUGUCCGACAAGAGCAAACUCUGUUACAUGAAAUAUAUUAUUUCUGUUGUAAAUUUUUGUACUAAAUAUGUGCAAUUAAAGUAUUAAAAUCUC
Molecule: messenger RNA, 1153 nt
Organism: Ruditapes philippinarum (Manila clam)
Lineage: Eukaryota; Metazoa; Mollusca; Bivalvia; Venerida; Veneridae
Product: U1 small nuclear ribonucleoprotein C-like
Exons: 4
Coding region: 60-515 (151 amino acids)
Biological process (GO): spliceosomal snRNP assembly; mRNA 5'-splice site recognition; mRNA splicing, via spliceosome
Cellular component (GO): U1 snRNP; nucleus
Molecular function (GO): pre-mRNA 5'-splice site binding; zinc ion binding
Source: RefSeq, a predicted model, not a curated record